Mus musculus (house mouse) is the source of this 4910-nucleotide messenger RNA. It is a transcript of the gene Mas1, whose product is annotated as MAS1 oncogene. Gene Ontology annotation, cellular component: plasma membrane; membrane. The transcript is spliced from 3 exons. Bases 470 to 1444 code for a protein of 324 amino acids. Lineage: Eukaryota; Metazoa; Chordata; Mammalia; Rodentia; Muridae. Gene Ontology annotation, biological process: G protein-coupled receptor signaling pathway. The record is from RefSeq and is a predicted model, not a curated record. Gene Ontology annotation, molecular function: G protein-coupled receptor activity.
GCUGAUAAGCGUGGGACCAUCUGCCUAGUGCAGCUCAAAUAUUUCAGCAGUGGGAGAGCAGUUCUGACUUCAGAGACUCGUCUGCAGCAAUCCUGGGAGAUGCUGGGACCGGGGACCUGGCAGGCUGGCCGGGUACGGAUGCCACAGGAUUCAAAGGAGCCAUUCCCUUGCUGUCACCUCUGACCCUUCUCGAGCAAAGGACACCAGGGAGUCCACGCUCCAGCGUGUGGAGUUGUUCAGAUGCUCUUAACAAGCACAGAGGCGCUUCCAUGAGGAACAGGGAGGAGGGAGCGAAACUCUGUGAUCCUGCCAGAGCCACUGACUAACUGACUAACGAUGCCACCGAUGCCACCGAGACUGCCCCAAGCCUCUAGCCCUCUGUCCCCAAUUGAGGUUCCCACCGCUGUGUUCCCCACCAAGACCUGCCAGCCAGAAAAUGACCUGAAGUGACCCAGGGCAAGAACUCCUCAUGGACCAGUCAAAUAUGACAUCCCUUGCUGAAGAGAAAGCCAUGAAUACCUCCAGCAGAAAUGCCUCCCUGGGGAGCUCACACCCACCCAUUCCCAUAGUGCACUGGGUCAUCAUGAGCAUCUCCCCUCUGGGCUUUGUGGAGAAUGGGAUCCUCCUCUGGUUCCUCUGCUUCCGGAUGAGGAGAAAUCCCUUCACGGUCUACAUUACCCACUUGUCCAUUGCUGAUAUCUCUCUUCUGUUCUGUAUUUUUAUCCUGUCCAUUGACUAUGCUUUAGACUAUGAACUCUCUUCUGGCCAUCACUACACAAUCGUGACAUUAUCGGUGACUUUUCUAUUUGGCUACAACACGGGCCUCUAUCUGCUGACAGCCAUCAGUGUGGAGAGGUGCCUAUCGGUCCUCUACCCCAUAUGGUACAGAUGCCACCGCCCCAAGCACCAGUCAGCAUUCGUCUGUGCCCUUCUGUGGGCACUUUCGUGCUUGGUGACCACCAUGGAGUAUGUCAUGUGUAUUGACAGCGGAGAAGAGAGUCAUUCUCGGAGUGACUGCCGGGCGGUCAUCAUCUUCAUAGCCAUCCUCAGCUUCUUGGUCUUCACUCCGCUCAUGUUAGUGUCCAGCACCAUCUUGGUGGUGAAGAUACGGAAGAACACGUGGGCCUCCCAUUCUUCGAAGCUGUACAUUGUCAUCAUGGUCACCAUUAUCAUAUUCCUCAUCUUUGCCAUGCCCAUGCGGGUCCUCUACUUGCUGUACUACGAGUACUGGUCAGCCUUUGGGAACCUGCAUAACAUCUCCUUGCUUUUCUCCACCAUCAACAGCAGCGCCAACCCUUUCAUCUACUUUUUUGUGGGCAGCAGUAAGAAGAAGCGCUUCAGGGAGUCCUUAAAAGUCGUCCUGACCAGGGCUUUCAAAGAUGAAAUGCAACCCAGGCGCCAGGAGGGCAACGGCAACACUGUAUCCAUUGAGACUGUGGUCUGAGGACAGCAGGGGAAAUUGUGGACAGAAACAGUGGAAUGCUGGAGGCUUUUAGCUUGUGCUUGGAAUGCAAUUUAAGCACAUUUAAAUCUCCUAACUAUGAUACAGAGGGAAGCAUUCUACAUGCAUGGGGGUCAUGCACUGAUGACUUUGUAUUGUUACCUAUAUAUGUGAUAUGAUGGGCUCUGUCUUUUCUAUCGUUAUCAAAGACUCAUUCUUCUCGUAGCUGUCUGGUAGUGAUCAACAGUGAACUAUAAAGACUGCUCUAGCAGGAAGUAUCCCAAAUGUGACCUGGAGAACCUGGGGAGACUGUGUAAUGACUGCUGUGUGCUCCUAUGUGACAUCAGGCAAGUGGCUUUGGGGAGCCUGGUUUCCUCCACUCAGUGGAAGUAGUGACAACCUGUAGCUCAGGUUAUUGUCUAGUCUGAUGAGGUAGGCAAAGCACCCAGCUCAUUGUCAAAGUUCAAUAAAUAUCCAUCUCUCCUCAUCCUUUAACUAGAACACAAAGUGCUUAUACAAAUAUUGCCUUGUGUUUAUAAAUGUUGAAUGUAGAUCCCCAAAGGUCUUUUGGCUUGUAGCAUGAAAGCUUUUUGUGGUCUAACACCUCCGCUGAGACAUCGGCAAUUGUUACAAUCAAGGCAGCCACAUAUUGGGACAUCAUUUGAAAUUCUGGAAACAAACAUUUGUUCCCUCUUGGAAGAGUUUCACAUGGCUUUCCUUAGGGAAUAACACAUGGAGUGGAAGUCUAUGCUUGGAAAUCUUUUUACUGCAUAUACAAUUUCACAAAUGGAACUUAAUUCAGGAGUUUCUGAGGACAACUGUGCUCUUGAAGACCUGUUCCCCAUAGUGAUGGGUUAUUUAUAGCUAGGAAGUUCUUGCCUGCAGCUUCAUACACAUCUCUGCACCUGAUGCCUCUUUUUCCUGAGGCUCUGUGUGUUUGUGUGCACAUGUACACAUGUACUCAUGUUGCAGCUUACAUACGUGUGAAUGUGUGUGUCUGCAUAUGUGGUGUGUGUGUGUGUGUGUGUGUGUGUGUGCAUCUAUGUGAGUAUGUGAGUGUGCACAUUGUGCUCAUGGCUGGACAAGGAGUCUUCAUCCAUCACUUUCCACCUUAUUCAUCGAGACAGGCUCUCUCAGUGGAAUCCAGAGUCACCAACUGGGAUGGAUAGUCUAACGUAUUAGCUUGCUUUGGGGAUCAUUGUUUCUACCUUCUUAACACAGGGCUUAGAGACAGGCUACCAUACACACUCAGCAUUUGUGUGGGUACCGGGGAACCCUGCUUCUCACUCUUGCAUGGCAAGUGUUUUGCCACAGACACCAAGCUUUUUGUGUCUCAUCAUUCUGAGAAGGGGGCUCCUGGUGAGAGCUAAUAGGAUACCAACACAUCUUUAAGGGAUCUGAAUGCUUUUCCCCAAAACCGACCUCUGAAGGGCCUCUCCACUCAGGACUGGCUCAGGCAAGCUGGUUCCUGCUCGAGUUGCCAUUCCCAGACCACAUGUUUUGGAUUUUUGACUGAACACUGUCUUAGUUUAUAGACGGAUACACUGGGGUGCCAAUUUCCUGACAUUCCCUCAGGGAGUCUCAUAGAGAUGGCAGUGCUUGCUGGAGUUCUUCAUGCAGACAAAUGUUUAAAUCCAUAAAUGAGCCAUUAGUAUUUGUCUCCAUUGUUUGUGCUCCUCGGGGCUGGAAGAUCUCUGGAGAAAUGAGUCUUCCCUGCUGCCCGCUCCACCCUGUGUCUUUCUCAGGAGCAAUAAUGACAGUCACGUAGGGCUGCUUUGCUGAAGGAGAGCUGUGAGUCUCUCACUGAGCUGAGACCCCGAUGCUAGCCAAAUUGGAUGCAGGACACUUUUCAGUGGGUGAUGGCAUCUGAUUCAGAAGCGAGGCAGCUUGUGUUUGGGAGUCCAGAUGGGGUGUAGAGCAGUGACAUUUACAACGAUCUUGUUUUCAGUUGGAAGCGGAGUUUCUGUACUAGGGAAGAGUGGAAUAUACCACACAGCCUGGCUCCCCUCUGAUUCCACUAUCUCCUGGAUGCCAUGUAGCAGGUCUCUGUGCCAUUGGCAGAGGGUCAGCCUUAUCACAUCCCAAAAGAGAUUUUGUUACCCAGCUUUCUGUCACUAUGACAAACACCUGAGAUGAGCCAGCUUAUGAGCAGGAUUUAUGUGGUCUCAUACUUCAGGAUUUCAGUCCACAGUCACCUCUCCCUAUCACUUUGAGUCCGGAGUGGCAUAAGACUUCAUGGCAGGAGCAUGAGGUAGAGAAGGGUUGUUCAACACCAUCCCAAUAUCCCCUUCCAGGGCACGCUUCCAAUGCUCUAACAUCCUUCCCCUAAGUCCCACCCACUAAAGGUGAGGACCAAAAGUCCCAGUAUCUCCCAAUGGAGUCACACACUCAUGGCCAAACCAUGAGGAACAUAGGGCUUUGUGGACAUUGUCAAGCCACAGAGACCUCAAGGGAAACACUCUGAGCUGACCAGAAGCCUGAAUAUAUUUCCUUCCUGCAGAUGAGGUGAGAAGACUGAAUGGACUAUUGUGUUUGAAGAUUCCCCAAUUUCUCAACAAGUGAUGCUUUGUAGAGAGGCAGGGUUUGACGUUCUAUUCGUCGUUGUUGUUGUUGUUGUCUUGUUGUUUCCUGGAACUCACUCUGUAGACCAAGCUGGCCUUGAACUCAGAGAUCCUCCUGCCUCUGCCCUCCAAGCACAUGGAUUAAAGGCAUGCACCACCAUUACUUGAUAGAAUUAUGUUUUUUUUUUUUUUAAAAUCAGCUUUUAUUUUCUCUUUUUUCUUUUGCUUUUAUUUUUUUAAAUUUUGUGUAUAUGAGUACACUGUCACUGUCUUCAGACAUACCAGAAGAGGGCAUCAGAUCCCAUUAUAGAUGGUUGUGAGCCACCAUGUGAUUGCUGGGAAUUGAACUCAGGCCCUCUGGAAAUGCUUUUAACCACUGAGCCAUCUCUCCAGCCCAGAAUUCUGUAUUUUUAAAGCUGAAUUUCUCUCUCUUCCCUUAAAUCUAUUCUCAAAGUGAACAAUAGAUUAAAACUAGGGUCAGAAAUAUGGAUCUGCAGAUAGAAGUGAUUGCUGCCCAACCCGAUAACCUGAGUUUGAAACCCAGGACCUGCAUGGUAGAAGGAGAAAAUCAAAUCCUGAAAGAUGCGAUGUGUGUGCCCUCCCCCACAUAUAUACACAUGUGAGUGAGUAAGUGUGUGUGUGCACGUACACACAAAAUAAAUGUACUAAAAAUUUAAAAACUCCUAUCAGGUGUGGCAGCUCAUGCCCACAACUUCAGCACUCAGGCAAAUGAGGUAGAAGGAUUGCUGUAAGUUCUAGUCUAGGCUACAUAGUAACUUUCGGGCAAUCCUGGGCUAUGCUAAUUAGAGUGUAAGAUCCUGUUUUUAAAAAAGGCCAAAGUGGCUUGGUCUUAGUGCCAUCUUCCUUGAGACUCCUGCGCCAUGAGAGCGAAGUGGCGGAAGAAGAGA